This is a messenger RNA of Linum tenue, 1536 nucleotides long. The record is from the annotation of a GenBank genome assembly. Lineage: Eukaryota; Viridiplantae; Streptophyta; Magnoliopsida; Malpighiales; Linaceae.
AUGGCGGAAAUCGAACCCCCGACCUUCUCUCUUGGCUUCGACCUCGACCUCAAUUUUGACGCUGAAACUGAAUCGGUAGUUCCUCAACCGUCGCCUUCCCUCCCGCCGAGCUGCCGAGCACUGCCGGAAGAACACGAUGAGGACAAGGAUUUCGCAGCUUCUCUCGUCAUUGAUUCCCAGGAGGAGCGACAAAACGAAGAAGAUGAGCUGGAGGCGACUCCGGUUUCUGGUCCGGCAGAAGCUCCGCGGAUUCUCAAGCGCCCGAGGCGAGGACCUGCGACUGUGGAGCAGAGAGCAAAGCUGGGACCAGAACUGGGUUCCGCUCCCAGUGAGAACGAUAUUGAAGAUUUCUCUUCUGAUGGCGACGAUUUUUUCGCAGAUAUGCUUCCGUCACGCCAGCACAACUCUGUAUGUAGUAGUAGUUCAAAAGUUACACUUCGUGGGUCAGGAGUAUUAACCGGUCAAUCAUCAGGGCAGUCGUCAGUGGCAAAGCAAAAGGGGAUGCCUCUCAAGACACCGGCUUCAUCAAGCUUGGAGACCAGUCACAGUGGGUUGGUGUUCCCAAAGUUGACUACCAGUCCUCUAAGAAGGUUUCAGUUGAUCUCCUCCGAUGAGGAGCCUACUCCUAGUGGCAAUAACGUGAACAGAAAGCCUGAAAAUGUCGGGUCUCGAUCUGGGAAAGAGAUGGAGGACCUGUGGAAGGACUUCAGUCCAUUGCAGAAUGUUCGGAUUGGAACACCUGCUUUAGAUGAGUUCUGCAACGAGUACUUCCAGUCUGUUACAAACAAGAAUGCAGCUGCUAAUAGACGUGAAACUCAAGAGCAUAACUUGGUUUGCAAUCGCUUGACCCACUUUUUCCCCCUUGGUGUGGUUAGAGCGCGAAGGAAUCUGCCGCCAAGUGAAUCAGUUAUUGAUUACAUGAGUCAAUUUGGGGGAACCCCUCAAAACAAGGGAACUGGUGGAAGCAACUUGGAGAAGGGAUCAACGUCCAAAUUAAGAAAGAGAGCAAGGAAAUCAGAUGCUAAUGCAGCAGCUUCUCAGGGUUGGGUGGACCCUAGAACAAGUGCUAGUCUUCGUAAGGACGCCGGUCAAAGACGAGUUCAGGCAAGUGGUCAAGCUACUGCUGCUGGUCAUUGGUUUACAUCUUCAGAAGGACUAAAGGUUUACGUCUCCAGAAACGGUCAGGAGCUUACUGGGCAAACUGCCUACAGGCACUUUCAAAAGGGAUAGUGGAGGAUACAGAAAUACGAAAAGGAAAGCCACCGGCAAGAGAAAGAAAGCCUGAAACUUAGGGGAUCUUACCAGCUGCCGCAGUCUAACAUCGCACGAAGUUUGGAGAGCUGUGUGAUAUCCAAUUCGUUUCUCUUUCCUUUUCCCAUAUUCUGCUUUUCUCCUCUGCCUCCAGAAAGUUGCAAGCUUUUCAAUCAUGUUAUUCGUUUAUAGUGUUGUCCAAAAAUGGCCAAGAAAACAAAUAAAUGGGGAGCACCCAAAAUCACUAGAGAGUUCAAAGAAUUAAUCGGCACAAUUUCUGCAGAU